Molecule: messenger RNA, 528 nt
Organism: Lathyrus oleraceus (garden pea)
Lineage: Eukaryota; Viridiplantae; Streptophyta; Magnoliopsida; Fabales; Fabaceae
Exons: 1
Coding region: 1-528 (175 amino acids)
Source: RefSeq, a predicted model, not a curated record
AUGUUAUACUCUGGAUGGUUGGCUUGCGGAUCACGUCUCACUGCUCCUCAUCUGCCAGAGCGCGUCAUGCGGCAGUUCGAUUGCACUAAGACCAUUCCCAUACACCCUGUUGUCUCUACUCCUCCUGCUUUGACACAUACACAAAUGGAUGACAUGUUUGAUGAUUAUGAGAGUCACCUGGCACCGAAGGAGGCACAAAGUAUCAUAGCCCCUAGCGACUGGAGCCACGUGGACGGGUACAUCAAAGAGUUCUUCAGGGUGUCACAUCCAUAUAUGGUGCAGGCUUCUCUAGGAGACCCACCUAGGCCAGCUCAUCAGGAGAUACUAGAGGAGGAGCAAACACAAUUAGAUCAUGCUAAGGAUGUAUUGCCUAGAUACCGUCGCAUUAUGGGGAUUGUGCAUGUAGGCAUUGACAAAAGUAUCUUUCCUGAUGGGUCUAAUGUGAGACAUGUCCUAGAUGCCAUCAUGACGAAGGCACAAAGGGCAUUGAUGUACUGGAGACAACACCAGAGGAUGGAGAGAGAUUGA